CAGAUAUGGAAGCGCUCAGACGUGCGCAAUGUGUCGACUGAAGCACUAGAGAACUGCAACGACGAGUCUAUGUCGCACGUAUCAUCUGCGGCACACCCACUUACACACAUACCACAAGCACCUGGGGGGGCUACUACGGAGGUAGGUAGCUCGCAUCCUAAAAAGAAAAGGGGCCAGAGUAAAAGCCAGCAGAUGGAGAUGGCGAAGGAUAUGGAUACCAGUGCCGCUUUGAAGAGAAUGGAGGAGAGACUAAGUGUGCACGACAAGAAGUUUGAAGCACAUGACUUGGCCUUGGACGAAUUAAAGUCGCGUGUAGCACAGUUGGAGUUCUUAACGAAGCUGCUCUGGAUCGCCAUGGCCGCCAUGGUACUCUUAAGCGUAGUCUCUACCCUUUCCAGUGUAUUUGUAACCGUUCAGUUUGGUCUUAAGGCACUGUCCUAUCUAUUCAUGCCACUAGUUUUAACCUUCUUAGCUGCCUUGGCCUGUAUGUCGUAUCUUGGGUUUGAUGUCUGGGCUAUAGCCAAGCAAGUGAUUGAUUGGAAUAUAUGGUUCUUCAGUGGGGAGGGUAUGAUAUAUGGGGCAGCCCUUAUCUUCCUGUGUGUGGCCGGGAUUCUCUGGCUCGGGUCCAGAACCGCUCCAAAUAAGGCCGGCGGUGGUGUCGUCGCGUCAAAUAAGCACAAGUAUGUGGUAGUGAGUGAUGACGGUGCCAGGGCGCUGGCGGUAGCACUACACAGAAUGGGGGAGAUCGCUCGUGACGAGACUGUGCGGGAUGCAAAGUCGAGCCCAGUGGGGGAUGUCGAGGGCGAUAUAAGGAUGGUUCAAGCACAGACACGCCCCACGAAGGGUGGCUACAAGCAUACACACAUAUCCGAAGGCACGGCUGAGCACGGAGAGGAGAAAGGGACCUAUAGCGCAAACAAGCCGUCAGGGGUGGCUGAGGUAGGCGCCAGGAGUCUGCAGUCGCACAGGAGUGUUCAGGAGAUGAGACACAGGGAUACUGGGGUGGCACGUUUGUCAGCGGAUGCGUACGCACAACGCACGGAUACGCAUGCGCACACAGCACAGGAUGCAAGUACAUACAGAGACACGGACGGGGCGGACUAUACAGGUGAUGGCAAGGGAGGGUCGUGAUAAGUCAGAUUUUAACACCGUACUAAAACACCGAUAGAAGAGAGAAGCACGUAUAUGGGCACAUGCGUACACGUGUGAUGAUGUGCAUGCCUUAUUGUCUGAAGUUGCCUGUAGUGAUAGCAUUCGACAGGUAAACUGAUGAAGCCACCCACAUAGGCGAUGGCAGGGGAGAGUCGUAAUAGGCCAGCAUUGUAUAUAGCGCAUGGAUAUAGCGCGCAUACACAGAGCAAAGUAUCGUACUCUGGUGAAUGCAUACACAUGUGGUGAUGACUAUGUCUUACUGACUGUUAGAGCUACCGGUAGUGCCAAUGCACGAGCCUGAUCAUCUACAAUUGUGAUACUUGAACAUCGAUGCACGAGAGAAUAUGUGCACAUCGAGCUACUGCGUACCAGUCAACGCGAUUCCGCUCUUGCACCGGAUUUCUUGACUAUGUGUCGAUAAAAAGUCCGAUAUAAGAUAAUAAAAUCAACUUAGGCGUACACCUCUGUAUAGGCAG
This is a messenger RNA of Sphaeroforma arctica JP610, 1628 nucleotides long. RefSeq lists its product as hypothetical. The transcript has 2 exons. The record is from RefSeq and is a predicted model, not a curated record. NCBI's taxonomy places the organism in Eukaryota, Ichthyosporea, Ichthyophonida. Bases 70 to 1131 code for a protein of 353 amino acids.